AAAUCCAGGCUACUUAUAACAAUGGGCGUUGCGAAAUUAUUAUAAAUUCCCCGGAGGCGAGGGGAAGUAUUGCAGUUUUUUAGUUAUUAUUGUUAUUCAUUACGAGUCACAUACCGGGAGCGAGAAGGAGGGAGAAAAAAAAAGAAAAAAGAGCAGCCCAGCCCAGCUCAGACGGGUUGCACAAAGAUUUGUUCUUUCUCCAUCACUUUUCGCUCCUUUUCUCUGUACUUUGCCGGGGCCGAGAAAAUGCAGAAGGAGGAGAACAAUAACAAUACCAGUGGUGGUGGUGGAGGAGGAGGAGGAGGAUUUGCUGGAGGAUUUAAUGGAGGAGGAGGAGGAUUUAAGGAGGAGCAUCUGGUGGGCUUGGCGGGGCUGAAGAGGGAGAAGGGCUUCAUUGAAAUGACCUGCGGCUGCACCAGUGCCAAAUACGGGGAUGCAGUGGCCCGACUGAGAAUUACAGACGAGGGCGUUUUCGAGAUCGUGGAUUGUGAGUGCUCCCCUGGUGGAAACUGCGAUGAGGGCACCAUGAAACCGCCCGCUUUCGAGAAACACGCCGGAAACCGCUCAAAGAAAUGGAAAAAUAACAUCUGGGUUGUCCGCCACAACAAGAAAUUGCCUCUCUGUAAAACAGAGCUUCUGGGGUACUAUAACAGCAAAGGCCGCGGCGGGGGUUCGAAACCCAAGGUCGCCCACAGGGAUGAAUUCGUGCGUUGCGCUGCCUGCGGGAAGGAGCGGCGAUUUAAGCGGCGGGACAGGGAGGAAUGUCGGCGUCACCAUUCCGCCGCCAAUGAUCCCAAUUGGGUUUGUUCUGAUUUUCCGUAUGAGAGAAUUGGGUGUGAAAUGGAGGAAGAAAGGGCCGCCAGUCGAAAGGCCUACAGGGGCUGUGGGAAAAAGCCCGGAUUUGCCUGUGAGGGCUGCUCUUUCUGUGUCUGUUUCGGCUGCAAUGUCUGCCUCUUCAGGGAUUGCAACUGCCGCUCUUGCAUUGAUUUUUAUUCCUUCAAUCACUGACGGAAUUUUCAAUUUACCGGUUGAGAAAAUUUGGGCCUUUACUUUUGGGGGACGAUCGAUUAUUCCUUCUGUGACUGCUGUGCUGUCUUUUCUUUUCGCCCCUCAUGCUUUUUUCGGUGGCAUUUUCUUUUCUUUACCGGCUGUCAUGAUUUUUAUUGUAGGUAUUUCCUUUUACAGAAAGAUUUUAAUUUCUCGAAGUUUUUUAAUGGUUUAAUCAUAUGAUGAAA
Cryptomeria japonica (Japanese cedar) is the source of this 1235-nucleotide messenger RNA. Its product is annotated as protein ULTRAPETALA 1-like. The record is from RefSeq and is a predicted model, not a curated record. Bases 247 to 1008 code for a protein of 253 amino acids. The transcript has a single exon. Lineage: Eukaryota; Viridiplantae; Streptophyta; Pinopsida; Cupressales; Cupressaceae. Gene Ontology annotation, cellular component: cytosol; nucleus.